Pyricularia grisea is the source of this 5067-nucleotide messenger RNA. RefSeq lists its product as uncharacterized. The record is from RefSeq and is a predicted model, not a curated record. Lineage: Eukaryota; Fungi; Ascomycota; Sordariomycetes; Magnaporthales; Pyriculariaceae. Gene Ontology annotation, molecular function: protein kinase binding; cyclin-dependent protein serine/threonine kinase regulator activity. Bases 1719 to 3893 code for a protein of 724 amino acids. Gene Ontology annotation, cellular component: nucleus; cyclin-dependent protein kinase holoenzyme complex. Gene Ontology annotation, biological process: regulation of cyclin-dependent protein serine/threonine kinase activity. The transcript is spliced from 2 exons.
CUCACACGUUUUUCUCUGUACCUGCGCGCUAUCUUGCCUGCCCGCUACGUACCCGGGCGGAGUUGGGCUUUUGGAUACGCAAACGAAUGUUCUAAAACUGCUGCAGCGCCUCGAAACUCCGCCAUCAAUUGUCCCCCUUUCCCCUUUCCCACCUCAUCGAACCAACGCAAUGUUCGAUUACGCCCUCUAAACGAAUAAAGCGACUCUUGUAGUCUGCUUUGAAAGAAAAUAAAAAAAGUUUUGAUUUUGAAAAAAGAGAGUUUUUACAUCACUAUUCAUCUUCUUUUGCAUUUCCAUUUUUGGUUCCUCUUUUCUUAUUAAAAAAACACCGUUUUUUUUAUCUUGCACCCGCCACUUGUCUCUACUCCGUACCUACACAUACACACCUACCCUUUAGUCUUGUGGCGAAGGGCAUUCGUCACCCGCCUUUCCCACUCCGCCUUUAACAAAGCCUGUAAUCUUUUUUAUCUCUCAGCUGCGCGGCAUUCACUUGCAUUCUGCAACAAAGAGAAAUAACCACAAGCAUUUCUUGAAGGCCCUCCCAAAAAAAGACCAAAGAAAAAACGAAAAGCUAUCAGAUCAGGAGAGGUGAUCGUGAUUUCGCAGUCACACCAAACAGCUACCGAAGGAACGAAUGAACGUAUGACAACGCGUCUGUCAUCCAGAUCCACUUAUUUUCAUCUCUCACUCGCCACACUCACUGAAGGGCCCCAUUUCCAGGCUUCCGCCAGAGACCCUGUCAUACCACUUCCCAAUUGGUGCCCAGUUCACAGCGCCUCGACCCACCCACUACAAGCCCAAAAGUCCCAAACCUGUCCUGCCCCAGCGGCAACAAAUCGGGCACGCGGGUCUCGCCACUCUCCUUUGCCAUUCACGCCUCCUAACUUCGGAAGGGGUAGGAGUCAUCAAUCAUUCUCCCCCCCAGAACGUUAACACCACCAGGCAGGCUAUUACUACUGGGGGCUGCUACCUAAAAAACCUCGCCCCUGAGAACACGCCUUGCCUCUGCAUCGAGUCACAUCCGGCCUGUGAUCGAUCUUUGGUUGUUGGCUUGUCACCUCAAUAAAGGCGUCCCACUCUCUGCCUUCAGAAUCCCGUCCUGCUUGCAACGCACCACGGGAACCCGAACCGACCGAAAAUCGAGGACAGCAGGCAAGCAAACGACUAAAUCAACACAACAACAACAACAACACCAAUCCAAUACACACCACCGACUUCCCUGACCUGGGGGUAACCGUUUUUUUUUUUAAUUUACCUUUCUUGAUACCUUCUUAUUCCGAUGAUAUCGAUCUUUACUUCUUGAUGCGUCUACAGUGAACUGCAUCUCUCUUCGUCACCUCUUUCUUUAUCUAUUUAUUACAUUAGAACCAUCUCCACUCAACCUUUUUUUUAUUCCUCAAAUACGCGAUGCAUCUUGCGAUCUCAUCGCUUACCCCAGUCGCCGCCAUCUCAGCCUCGUAUUCCGGUGUAACCGUCCUUGGAAAGUCAACUCGAGGUGCCUUUGUUUGAGCAGCCCUCUGCAUCUCUAUCGGAUAAUACAGCUCUUAUACAUUAGAGCUUUACCCACCCGAUCGAGUAUACGAUUUUUCGACAACACACGGUUUAUUGGUUUACAGCUGUUUGGCUGCGACUGGACUAGUCUGGUUUACACUUUGUGUUACCUGACACCUCCCGCAUAUCGAAUCAACCCCCCCUCUUCGACCUUCACCCAAGCCAAGAUGAGUAGCGGUGCGCGUGACUCGUCCGCCACCGCCGCCUUGCGCCCCGACCUCCAGAACAACUACAACGCGUCGCAGAUUCAAUAUACAUCCGUGUACCCAUCUUCGUCUUUAGCAAAAUCGGCAUCGAUUGCCUCCGCUUCGGACACGUCAAGCCAGAUCUGGUCCGAUUCCCUCUCCCAAACCUCCGACGACUCUUCCGCUUCUUCCGCUACCUCAGAGUCAGACUCAUGCGAUUCGCAAUGUGGAAGGAUAUUAGCUCGGGAUUCCGGCGUUGCCGUUGCCGAAAUUCAUGCACAGUCCCGCAUUAGCUCAUGGGCAAGGGCACAAAAUCAGCAGCAGCAGCUUUUGCAUGUCGAUGUCCCGGUAUCUGCAGAGCUCCGACAAAACCCUCGGCGCUCUGCGAGUGGGGCAACGUCUCGCAUUGGCUGUCCUCCCACCCUUGUCCGCCAAUCCGACCGCAAGGUCAACUUUGUUGACAGCCUCGUUGAUUCUUCAACGCAGAUUGUUGAGGCCAUCUGGCCUACAUCCUCGGUGAUCUGCCGCAGUGAAUCCAGCAACAGUGUGUUGCCGCUGCGGACUUUUAUCCAGGAAACCUUGCGCCGUUCCCGCACGAGCUAUUCGACUUUGCAGGUUGCUCUCUACUAUUUGAUUCUCGUCAAGCCUCAUGUUCCCGAUCAUGACUUCACUAUGGAACAGCAAGAUGACUGCCACGCGAGCCGCGCCCUCCAGUGCGGCCGACGGAUGUUUCUGGCUGCUUUGAUACUGGCCUCCAAAUAUUUGCAGGAUAGGAAUUACUCUGCGCGUGCAUGGAGCAAGAUCUCGGGCCUGGCUACUCAUGAGAUCAACCAGAAUGAGAUCGCCUUUUUGCUCGCCGUCAACUGGAAUUUGCACAUCACCAAUGAGGUUUACAACCGUUGGACCGAUUGUGUAAUGAAGUUUACACCUUCGCAGCCGCCGUCUCCAGGUGGAGCUGCGCAGAGGCUUUUCGAACGGCAGUGCGACGAGUUCCGACAUCUCGUUUUGAAUCUCACACCCGAUUUGACUAAUCUCGAGGCUCUUGUACCAUCGUCCCCAUCCAAGACUCAGGAGCUGGGUUCAUCACCACGGUCGUUGUAUUCAAACUGGUCAUCGGACAGGAGCCCCAGCUUCGACCGUGCCUCCCCUGAGGCCACAGUAACGCCUACCACGCCUACCCACUACACUGCGCCCAUGGUCAUGGAGCCAACACCGGCAACUGUAUAUACUCCCGGCCGGCUGGCUCCUGCCUUGGGCCUACUGCCCACUCCACGUUUGACUCCCCAGUCCAGCGGCUUCAGCACUCCCGCUGUGAGUGCUGCAGGCCACCUGCUGAACAAGGGUUCUUCCAUGGGUCUUGCGAUGGCCCAAGCCAACUCGGCUACUGCCACGCAAGCACCAUGGUCGGUCCAGACCCCCUGGCCCACGGCUGUAACGUCUUCCCCGCACAGCUAUUUCACAGCUCGUCGCUCCUCCUUGGCAAACACAAUCUCUACAACUUCCUCACCAGAGUCGAUGAUUUCGGACUUAUCCCGGACUUCACGGUCGUCCUCCAUCUCAUCUGCUUCGUCGCUGGCAAGCGCGCCGUCUACCAAACUGGAUGUACAGGCGCGAUGCCGCUACGCGAAGCUUUGCAGUGAGAGGUCUAGCCUGAGGCCCAUCAUCGCCACUGUCCCUGAGGACUACGAAGAGAACUGCAUCACCUCGUCGCCGGAGCCCUACUGCUACCCGGUCGGCAAAGAUGCAUGUGCUGAAACGCCCCUGGCUCGCAGGGAACGGGAGAUUGACGAUGCUGCUGCGCGUGCACUGCAAGACUUGCACAACCAUCAGUCCACUGUGCAGCGACCUGCUCCGGCCCCUAGGGCUGGUUCAAAGCGUGGUCGCACGGCAUCCAUGGACAUUACUCAGGAUCAAGUCAGGGAGCUGCUGAGAGCAAAUCCGGUUUCUGCUUCAUCUGGCUGGGCCGAUAACCUGGUGCGUCCAAGAUUCGGGUCGGCCAUCAGUGAGCCUCUGCUGUCGCACGCCGCCCUUCGGGGAGACGGCCGAAAGCGAGUCUGCUGCUCUACUGAGGCUGCACAACAAUUCACAAUAAACCCUCUUCACCCUGCUGUAGGUGGAAUGGGGGGACCUGGCAUGUGGGAUGGUAUUCUUAACUGAACCUGACUAUUCCAUUUUGCUGUGGCCCUUUAUAUUGUUUUGUAUCCGCUGGACACAUUCGGUCCUGUGACACGAUAUUUUUAUUACAUUUUCCCGGUCUCGAUUGCUAAGCCACUUCUUUUGAGCUUGACUUGUACCAUGUAUUUUGGGAAGUUACAGUCGUUGAAGUUGCGGUAUACCACUUUUGCUACUUCUCAUCUCGAAAAGUCAUAUUUUAGGGCGUAACAAGUUGGUCCUCUUUGCCGUUCUUGCAUUGCAUGGAUCAAAAUGGGGUCUUUUGUUUUUGUUUUCUUCAACAUGUCAUGGACGAGGUUUGGGGGCGUAUGAAUUUAUUGAGCAUAACAAGGGGAUACUUCUGAUCGGAGUUUGCUGCUAGAAAGUUUUGGCAGGCGGACUGAUAUCACAAAUAGCUAUAUACGGUGGCUGGUCUAUGUAUGCCCAUGCCUGUAUCUUGGUGUCGUGUACGAUGAGAGACAGAGAAAGACAGAGAGAGGAGAUGGUUGGCGCGUUGGUUGAACAAGCAUACAUAAGACUUGCUAGUGUGAGGCAAGAUGCCUCUACUUUUAUCGAGUUCUCCAGCAAUACGAGAGAGUUUUGCUUGGACGUCUCGCUAAUUCACAUUCCCUUUGUCUUUGAUACUUGGCCGCGUUUGUUGUUGCUAUGUGGAUGAUACAUGAGUCGCAGUGCAUUCUUGAGCGGGAAUAUGCAUAUACGUCAAGUCGUGACGCCCCGUCAAGGAACAUGUUCACAGGCUUGAUCCUUUACUUUGACAACAGUCAAGCUGCGUGGCAUUUUUGGCCAAACCGGAGCGGGUUUUGGCACUUUACCCCGGCGGCUUUCACGUUGUUUCUCAUGCGUGAGAGGAUCGUCCUGGCUGGGCUGGCCAAGGAGCCAGCCUGUGGACGGGGGUUAUGCAACCACGGCAUUUUUCGUGCGGAACACUUGCGUCUGUUUGAGGAUUUCGGUAUGGCAGAAAGGCCAUGCCACCUCAUAGGAUGGUCAUGCAGACCAAAAGAAGGAAAGAUACUCGACCAACAAGCAAGCGCAUAACAUCAGUUGUCACUCUGUCUCCCCAUUGCUAUGACCAAGUUGAGUCAGGGAAAACAAAUAAAAAGUAUUAUUGGUAUAAUUUUUAUUUAAUUAAUCUUUUUUAUUGUUUAUUUAUUUUUAUUCC